AUGGACAAGCCCUUUUCACCCCCGAUCUUUCGUCCUCGCCGAUCGGACGAUUGGCAUGAAUAUCGCGAAACUAUUGAACAGCUCUACCGCAAUGAUCAGCUGAAACUACGUGAUGUGAAACGCAUCAUGGAGCGGGAUUACAAGUUCUAUGCCUCAGAAAAACAAUACAAAGAUCGUCUGGCGGCAUGGCAUGUCCGAAAGAAUAUCAAGGCCAAAGAGGUUCACAUCAUGCUUCGCAAGCAACAGAAACGUGCCGCCCAGGGGAAGCAGACGGCGUUCCGAGUGAAUGGUCAGAACGUCGACCCCAAACGGAUCGCUCGUUUUGUACGUCGCUAUGGGACAUCGUGGGAUACGAAUCGAAAGGAAGCCGAAACAGAGCCUCAAAGCCCUGAACCUCAAACCCCCUCGGACAUGACCUGCUACACGCCCGAACCAGCAGAAGAAUCAAGCGCCACGACACCCAUCUCACCACUCCCAGAAAUGCACUCCCCAAGAGAUAUGCCCCCGUUCCCACUCGGCUCAUACGGUAAUUCCAGCUCGGACUCCAGGGUGAGCGUCACACCGAAUGAUAUUGAUGCUCGGUAUCUAUCUCUAGACCCCAAUCACCUCGAAUCCCUCCCGGACCUGAUCAUAGACGACGAUCCAGCCAUGCCACUGACUAUGCCCCGGCACGGCCACAGCCAUGCCCCGUCUCACACGCCGUCUCACGGCCAUGGAGCCAGCCACGGCCACGGCCACAGCCAAAGCCACCCCCAGAGCCACUCCCAGAGCCACACGCCAGCCCAUGGCUUCUACCACCACAAUGUGGCAGGCAUCGCCAGUAACCCCCUCGGCGUGGGCAACCACAUCUCGCAUGGCAGCCAUGGCUCCCACAUUAGCCAUGGCAGCCAUGGAUCGCAUGGCUCGCAUGCGUCCCAUGCAUCGCAUGCUUCAGGCCAUGGCCAUCUUCCUCUCUCAUUGCCGCAUCCGCAUUCGUCGAAUAAUCAUUCCCAUUCACUUUUGCAUCAGCCUUCGCAUCAUCAGCAUCAGCAGCAUCCGCAUCAGCAGCAGCAGCAUCAGCAUCAUCCUGUACCGGCGCCUUUGAAUCUUUCUCUGCCGGCUGUUUCGUCCCCUCCGCCUGUGAAUGGCUCCGCCUCGGCUUCGGCUUCGGCGCCGAGAGAUUUGGAGGAUGCUCCCAGUGAAGUGGAUGUUCAUCCACCCGAUUGGAAUACUAUUGAGUCAUUCCAGAAUAGGCUGGAGGGUCUGGAUUACACGCUUACACAGACUAUGUCGAAGUGGGCGAGGGAGGGGGAUCCUAAUCAGGAGAUGCCUCAUCAUGAGGGCUUGGGGAUGUGA
Messenger RNA from Penicillium nucicola, 1335 nucleotides. RefSeq names its product Clr5 domain-containing protein. The record is from RefSeq and is a predicted model, not a curated record. The transcript has 3 exons. The coding region runs from base 1 to 1335 and encodes 444 amino acids. Lineage: Eukaryota; Fungi; Ascomycota; Eurotiomycetes; Eurotiales; Aspergillaceae.